AACCGAUGAAACAGGUCCGGUAUCGAGGAGAGUGCAUAGAGGACGUAGACGCGAGUUCGAAAACGGCGAUAACGAUUGGAAACUACACCUGGCGCGAGAAUGACGAUAAUACGAGAGUGAUCGACAUAAACGACUACUGCGGUUUUCUCUGGAUGGUGAAUUUCAUAUGGGAGGAAUUCUACGUGCUGUCAAAUUUUUCCAUCUAUAGACCGAAUCACGGAGAAUCCCUGUCGAAUUUCGAAUAUUAUUGUUUAUUCCGAAAACCUCGAUCCACGGAAUUCGUGUUGAAGAUUUGUAGGGCGUGGGCGAAACGUGGCUGGUGGGAAUCGGUGUUCGUGGUGUAUUCGAUUAUACUAAUGUUCGUAGUUUUCAUUUCUUACACCAUAACCCCGGAAUUCGGGAAUCUCAAUGGGACGAUAUUCCGAUCGUACAUCGGGACUUACAUAGGACUUUACGUUUUCGCGAUACUCGCUUCGAACCUCGUCGGCCGUACGAAUUUGAUUACCAUGUUUCAAAUAGCCAUCUCUGGUGUGUGAAAUGUCCCUGAUAAAUUAUCAUGAUCCUUUGACCGAUGAUAACGAGCUUCUUUUUUCACUGAAAACCAUCCCGCUGGAAAAUCAAGUAUUUCUCUUUCAGGGUUGGUGUAUUGCGCUGCUAGCUGUGCGUUUUGGUUGAACGUAAUGAGUAUGAAUAUCAUGCGUACGUUCAACCAGCUACUACCCGUCGACAGACGCACUCGGACGAGCGCCGGAAAAAGGCUUCUUCGUUAUGCCAUCUACGCUUGGUGUGUUCCCAUUCUGUUUGUUACGAGUUGUGCUAUGUUAGCAUCGCGGGUGCCUUAUCUCCAAACGGACACUUAUGGACAGACUUUUUUAUUAAAUUCCUGUUCGGCGGGACUUGUCUUCUUCUUCACUCUGAACUUCGUGAUGUUCGCUCAAACAGCUUGGAAAAUCAGACGCGACAAUGCGGAAAAUGCGGAGAUACUCAAUAUCAACAGGGAACGCCGUUAUGCCGCCAAACGAUGGUUCACCUUGAACGUGAAAUUGUUUCUGAUAAUGGGAGGUCACUUACCGGUAUGGCUUUUUUGGGUGAUUUGGAUCAGUCCGACGGCCACUCAUGUUUUGGCUGCUUUCGAAGCGUUUCAAAGUAGUCUUAUAUUUUACAUUUUCAUUUGGAAACACGAUAUCAAACGAACAUUGCUCGAACAAUUCAACACAUUUUUGACAAGACACCAGUUAAUUCGUCUCGGCAUGCCUCAACGCGCCGUAUCGCCUCCCGCGUCAAACUGAACAUACGACAAGUAUUGUUCGCAAAUUCCUCAUCCAAACGUCACGCGGAGAUGACUUUUCGAUGUACGAAAAAAGGAGAAUUUAUUUCAGGGUCUGAUAUCCAGAUCAAAGCCGUUCUCUUCCCUUGUAAAAUACCUGUAUAAUCCAGUGCCAUAGUCACAACCAUGAUUGAUUACAAGGGGGAAUUCAAGUAAUUACGGGCGAAAUGCAACUGUGAAAGAUUGUACCGAGCUUAUCUGUUAUCGCCAUUUUUCAUCGAUGUAUAUAUAAUGUAGAAAUAUAUACGUAUAUAUGUAUAUAGAUUUGUGCAUAAUCGUAUCAUUUAUUUUAUUGAUAACGUCACUCUAGAUUCCCUCAAUUUAACUUAUUUCCAGUACCUACCCUAACAGCUCGUUCCACCCCCUUUGAAUCACUUAGUUAACCAAUUUUAUUUUCAUUCCUCCCUUCUCCUCCCUUUCUCUCUGCAUUUCUCGAAUCUUUAUCACUCUAUUAUAUAUGUAUACAUAUAUAUAUGUAUAUGUAUAUGCGUACA
This is a messenger RNA of Athalia rosae (coleseed sawfly), 1821 nucleotides long. RefSeq lists its product as uncharacterized. Bases 681 to 1289 code for a protein of 202 amino acids. The transcript has 4 exons. The record is from RefSeq and is a predicted model, not a curated record. NCBI's taxonomy places the organism in Eukaryota, Metazoa, Arthropoda, Insecta, Hymenoptera, Athaliidae.